This is a messenger RNA of Cotesia glomerata, 1550 nucleotides long. Its product is annotated as THUMP domain-containing protein 3-like. Gene Ontology annotation, molecular function: RNA binding; tRNA (guanine) methyltransferase activity. Gene Ontology annotation, biological process: tRNA methylation. The record is from RefSeq and is a predicted model, not a curated record. Lineage: Eukaryota; Metazoa; Arthropoda; Insecta; Hymenoptera; Braconidae. The transcript is spliced from 6 exons. The coding region runs from base 155 to 1528 and encodes 457 amino acids.
UAGUGAACAGCUGAUUUUGCAAUUUUGCUUUUUAACUCAAAUGGAUUUAAUUUGAAAAUAAUAAAUAAAAUUACUAUUUUGCAAACACGUGCAGUUUGUGACUGAACAGCUGAUUUUGCAAUUUUGCUUUUUAAGUAGUGGAUUUAAUUUGAAAAUGUCUGAAGAACAUAAAUCUGAAUUGGAAAGAAUUUUUGAUAUUGCUAAAAAUGAUGAGAGUUUAAUAACAAUAGUUGCUACGGUAGAUACUGGUUUUGAAUGGCAAGCAAUAGAUGAGUGCAGAGAAAAAAUAUUACAAAAUUUACGAGUAUUCAAAGACCGUGGAAAAAUAUGUUUCAACAUCCCAAUAGAUAAAUAUGACAAGGUAGAACAAUUGAAGUCAGUAGACAAUGUUUACAUUUUAGCUGAUAUAAAUUAUCACUCAUACAACAAAAACGACAAGGAGUCCUGCUUUCAGCUUCUCAGAGACACUUUAUCAUCGAAUAAGUCUCAAUUAGACAAGAGUAUAAACGCGUGGAAAAAGUUCACGAAGUUUCCCGGUAAAGUGUUUCCUUCUAUUAAAGAGUACGAGCGAGUAAUAGACGACUACAAGGCGGUUAAAGAAGAAAAGAGGAAAGGUCCAGAGGAAGAAACUGUGAGAGGUAGAAAAAAGCGAGGCAAGGAUCCUUCGUCGUCUAAAGAGACUGAUAUUUUAUCCUACCGAGUCUCAUGUGAAAGAACUGGGGUCCACGCGUUUGAGUCUCAAGAAGUUGCAGUGAAAUUAGGCGGAGAAUUUAAUGACUUAUACCACUGGAUAGUUGAUUUAACUGAUUACCAGCUGGAGAUACUUUACAAAAUUUCUUACGCUGAAACUUUAAUAUUGCUACGCGUGACUACUGAGUCGAUGCACCGGAGAAACAUUGCUUUUUUUGGACCUACAACUCUCAGGGCGACUGUUUGUUACAAUUUGUUGCGGCUGGCUAAACCUAAACCUGGGGAAAUUAUUAUUGAUCCAAUGUGUGGUGGUGGAUCCAUUCCUAUUGAAGCUACUAAAGAGUUUCCAUUGAAUUACAUAAUUGGUGGAGAUAAUCAUGAAAAAGCCAUGGAAAGAUCCAGGAUGAAUUUUGCAAUGCUACCGACCGCGUACAAGUCAGAUUUAAUUCAAUGGAAUUUGGAGCGCUUGCCAUUUAAAGAUUCUUCCGUGGAUGCUUUUGUGACAGACAUGCCCUUUGGUAAAAGAAUGGGAUCAAUGUCAAACAAUCGAGUUCAAUAUAAAAAAUAUUUGCUGGAAUUAGGCCGUGUCGUUAGGAUGAAAUAUGGGCGACUAGUUUUACUGACUUACGAUCGACGAAGUAUUACAAUUGCUUUACAAGCAGCUACAGAUUUAUUUAAAGUGAAAAAAACUCUAUCAAUAAGCAUGGGAGGACUAAAUGCAGCAGCCUACGUUCUAAAACGUACAAAUUUAGCUUACGACAGUUUUUUAACAAGAGUGAUAACACUGGUGACACCAAAAGCUAGAUCAUCAUCUUCAUCUUCUGAUAAAUCAGAAUAAUAAAUUUUUUUACUGGUAUAUA